Saprolegnia parasitica CBS 223.65 is the source of this 1996-nucleotide messenger RNA. Its product is annotated as formate-tetrahydrofolate ligase. Gene Ontology annotation, molecular function: formate-tetrahydrofolate ligase activity; ATP binding. The record is from RefSeq and is a predicted model, not a curated record. The transcript is spliced from 9 exons. NCBI's taxonomy places the organism in Eukaryota, Oomycota, Saprolegniomycetes, Saprolegniales, Saprolegniaceae. Bases 14 to 1981 code for a protein of 655 amino acids.
CGCACGCAAAAGCAUGAUGAACCAGGCGAAGGCGACCAGACUCUCGAGAGCAUGCUGGCUGUCCACCCGCGCGUGGGCACUGAAGCCACUCCACCUGGAGCCUCUGGCCCCAGCCCCGUCCGAUCUGGAGAUUGCACAGGCCCAGAAGCCAAAGCGCAUUGCACAAUUGGCAACCGAGAUCGGCCUUCAUGACGACGAGCUUUCGUUGCACGGGAAGUUCAAGGCUAAGGUUGCGCUCUCGGUCCUCAAUCGGCUCGAGAAUGCUCCUCAAGGCAAGUAUGUCGUCGUUGGUGGAAUCACACCAACGCCACUGGGCGAGGGCAAGACGACGUGCGUGAUGGGGCUGGCCCAAGCCUUUAGCGCGCAUCUCAACACAAAUAGCUUUGCGUGCGUUCGGCAGCCGUCACAGGGCCCGAUCUUUGGCAUCAAAGGGGGCGCGGCGGGCGGUGGCUACGCUCAAGUCAUUCCCAUGGACGAGUUCAACAUGCACUUGACGGGUGAUAUCCACGCCGUGACGGCCGCCACCAAUCUAUUGGCCGCCGCCAUCGACGCCCGUAUCUUCCAUGAAUCUCAGCUGACAGACGAAACGUUGUUUGCGCGGCUCGUCUCGAACAAGAUUGCUCCAUCACAACCCAAGUUUACCCCGGCCAUGCUACGCCGCUUGGGCAAGCUCGGCAUCUCGGGCCACGACCCAGCUGAGUUGUCAAGGCGCGAUCGUGCUCGAUUCGCACGACUCGAUAUUGACCCGUCGACAAUCACCAUCAAGCGGGUGCUGGACACGAACGACCGGUUCCUGCGCCAAGUCUCAAUCGGACACAGUCCGACGGAGAAGGGUCAGGUCCGCAAUACCGGCUUUGACAUCAGUGUCGCCAGCGAGGUCAUGGCGAUCCUUGCGUUGGCACGUGACAUGCAUGAUAUGCGCAUUCGCAUCGGUGCCAUCAUCGUCGGCUUCAGUCGCGACGGUGCUGCGGUGACUGCGGACGAUAUUGGCGUCGCGGGGGCUAUGAUGGCUCUCAUGAAGGACGCCUUGCAGCCAACGCUCAUGCAAACGCUUGAGGGCUCACCAGUGUUCGUGCACGCGGGGCCCUUUGCGAACAUCGCGCACGGAAACUCGUCCAUCAUCGCUGACAAGAUCGCACUCAAGCUCGUGGGACGUGGUGGCAUCGUCAUUACGGAGGCUGGUUUUGGUGCCGAUAUGGGUAUCGAGAAGUUUUGCAACAUCAAGUGCGCUAGCAGUGGUCUGCGUCCCGACUGCAUCGUGCUUGUCGCGACAGUGCGCGCGCUCAAGAUGCACGGUGGCGGUUCACCUGUUGUUGCCGGAAAACCAAUGCCGGCUGAGUACCUCACGGAGCGUGUCGACCUCGUGCGCGCCGGGUGUGCCAACCUACAUGCGCACGUGCAAAUCGCCGCGUCUCUUGGUGUGCCCGUCGUUGUCGCUGUGAGUCCGUUUUUGCAAGAUACACCAGCCGAAUUGGACGCGAUCAUGAACGAAUCCAAGGCUGCGGGCGCGACCGCCGCUGUCGUUGCCCGCUACCACGCGCUCGGUGGCCGCGGCACGGUCGACUUGGCAGAGGCUGUUAUUGCGGCCACUUCGUUGCCCAGUAGUAUGUUUGCACCAACGUACGACGCUCAAAGCUCCAUCGAAGCCAAAGUUGACGCUAUCGUCAAAACGAUCUACGGUGGUGGUGGCACCGAUUGGAGACCAGAAGCGAAAGCACGUGCAUCCUGGUAUGCAUCGAAAGGGUACGGCGACCUUCCCAUUUGCAUGGCCAAGACGCAGUACUCACUUUCCCAUGACCCGGCGUUGAAAGGCCGUCCCGUCGACUUUACCGUGCCUAUCACGGACGUGCGCUUGUACGCUGGCGCUGGUUUUCUCACAGCACUGACAGGCGACGUGGCAACGAUGCCAGGCCUCGCCACCCGCCCCAGCUUUCAUGAUAUUGACGUCCUCCCUGACGGCACAAUCACAGGUCUCUCGUAGCCUUAACCAGAAUAU